GUGACGCGGAAACAGGAAACUGAAAAUAGCGAGCUCCAUUGCGUUGUCCGCAUUGGAAAAAAAACAAGCGUCACGAUGAGCGGGGCAGUGCCAAUGGCCGAGCCAGUUUGCCUGAUCGAAAACGACAAGGAGGGGAACCUGCGCGUCCUCCCGCAAGCUAUCGAGAUCUUGAAGCGGAUCGAUCAACAUGUUGUGGUGGUGGCAAUAGUCGGGCUGUACCGCACUGGAAAAUCCUACCUCAUGAACAAGCUGGCUGGUAGGACAAAGGGAUUUGCCCUGGGGUCCACCAUCCAGUCAAAGACCAAGGGCAUCUGGAUGUGGUGUGUGCCUCACCCAACCAGAGCAGGCCACACUCUAGUGCUGCUGGACACUGAGGGGCUCGGAGACGUGGAGAAGGGAGAUGAGAAAAAUGACAACUGGAUAUUCUCCCUGGCGGUCCUCCUUAGCAGCACACUGGUGUAUAACAGCGUCGGGACCAUCGACAAUGAUGCUUUACAACGGCUUCACUAUGUGACGGAACUGACAGAGCACAUAAAGGUGAAAGCACAGACCGGGGAUGAGGACGAGUCCACCGAGUUCAUGCGGUUCUUCCCGUCUUUCGUCUGGACGGUCCGAGAUUUCACCCUACAGCUUGAGCUUGAUGGAAAGCCGAUCACGGCUGACCAGUACCUGGACAACGCUCUGAAGCUGAAACCUGGUCAUGGAAAGCAAGCGAUGGAGUACAACCUGCCUCGUAACUGCCUGCGGAACUACUUCCCCAGCCGAAAGUGCUUUGUGUUCGAUCGCCCCGCGAGUGCAGAGAAGAUGAGACGCAUGGAUGAGCUGACUGAUGCGGACUUGGAGCCCUCCUUCGUCAGUCGAGCCAAGGAGUUCUGCAGUUAUGUCUUCAACAACACCAGCGUCAAGUCCAUGAAAGGAGGCUUCAGUGUGACCGGGCGAAUGCUAGGGGGCCUGGCGGAGGCUUAUGUGGACGCAAUCCGUAGCGGCCAGAUCCCCUGCCUGGAUAAUGCCGUCCUGGCUCUGGCCACGAUCGAGAACUCCAAUGCUGUGGCUCAGGCUGUAGCGUGCUACAAACAGCGCAUGGCCGAGUGGGUGGUCUUCCCAACCGAGACGCAGGAUGAGCUGUCACAGAUACACGGCUCCACAGAGAAGGAGGCGGUCAAGGUCUUUAUGGACCUCUCCUUCAAGGACGAGGAUCAGAAGUACCAAAUCGAGCUAAUGAAACAACUGCAAUCAGAGUAUGAGGUGAUCUGCAGCAAGAAUGCAGCAGAAUCUAAGAAGGCUUGUGCGUCUAUCAUCAAACGCAUAUUCAGGUCCCUGGAGGAAAACUUGGCAUCUGGGCUUUACAUGUCAGCUGGAGGACACCAGGAGUACCGCAAGGAAUUAAAAAACUUGAUCUCUAAAUACAGAUCAGAGCCUGGUAAAGGAAUUAAGGAUGAGGAGGCUUUGAAGGAGUUCCUGGAUGGGAAAGAGCCUAUAGGGGAAGCCAUACUAGCUGCUGACCAUUCCCUCUCUGAAGCUGAACGGAGGAUGGAAGUGGAGAGGGCGAGAAAUGAGGCCAUGGAGCAAGAGAGACGUGCUGCCAUGGAGCAGACGCAGAUCUACCAGAAGCAGUUGAUGGAUCAGGAGCAGCUGUACAGAGACAACAUGGAGCAGCUGAUGAAUAAAAUGGAGGAGGACAGGAGAAAUGCUGCGAAGGAGUACGAGACAGUCCUGUCAGCCAAACUGGAGGAACAGAAGAGCCUUUACCAAGAAGGCUUUGAGAAGAGGGCUAAACUCAUGCAAGAAGAGAUUGACUCCCUUAGGCGGGAGAGGGAAGAUAAUGAUAAGCGUGGAUCCUCUUCAUUCCUUUCCAACAUCUUGGAAACGGCAGGAAAUGCAGCUGCAAUGUUUUUGCCAGGGAUCAUCCCGAAAAUUGGCGGGAUAGCUGUCUCAUGCCUGGGAAGACUUUUUAGAAAAUAAUGAUAAGGUCUCAGAAAAGUGCAGACCACACCA
Megalops cyprinoides (Indo-Pacific tarpon) is the source of this 1995-nucleotide messenger RNA. RefSeq names its product guanylate-binding protein 1-like. Lineage: Eukaryota; Metazoa; Chordata; Actinopteri; Elopiformes; Megalopidae. The coding region runs from base 76 to 1962 and encodes 628 amino acids. The record is from RefSeq and is a predicted model, not a curated record. Gene Ontology annotation, molecular function: GTPase activity; GTP binding. The transcript has 11 exons.